AUGCUGGUCAAAGUUCCUAUUCUAGGGCGGGAGACCAUUCAUGUUGGUUACGGUGUGCGUUCGCACAUUGUGGAGACGAUUGUGGGGCUGAAGUCGUCGACCUAUGUGGUUAUCAAUGACAGCAAUGUUGGGCGUGUGCCAUACUUCCAGGAGCUUUUGAGUGAUUUUGAAGCGCAAUUGCCUGCUGGGUCGCGGUUGCUGCGGUAUGUGGUGAAGCCCGGUGAGGCUAACAAGACUAGGGCCACCAAGGAGCAGAUCGAGGACUACCUGCUGAGCGAAGGCUGCACCCGUGACACUGUGAUCGUGGCUGUCGGUGGUGGUAUCAUCGGCGAUAUGAUCGGGUAUGUCGCUGCCACCUUCAUGCGUGGUGUGCGUGUCGUGCAAGUUCCCACCUCUCUGCUGGCGAUGGUCGAUUCAUCCAUUGGUGGUAAGACUGCGGUCGACACCCCGUUGGGUAAGAACUUCAUCGGUGCGUUCUGGCAGCCUGAGUUUGUUCUAGUGGACAUCAAGUGGCUGCAGAGCUUGCCAAAGAGAGAAUUUAUUAACGGUAUGGCAGAGGUCAUCAAGACGGCGUGUAUCUGGAACGCCGACGAAUUCCAAAGAUUGGAGACCCACGCAGACGAGUUUUUGCACGUUGUCAACACCCCAAAAAUCUCAGAGAAGGAAGGAUUCCAACUAUACGACACUGACAUUGAAUCUAUAAAGGAACACAUCUUCAAGCUGGUUCUAGAGAGUAUCAAAGUUAAAGCAGAAGUGGUCUCAUCAGAUGAGCGUGAAUCAAGCUUGAGAAACCUGCUGAACUUCGGCCACUCAAUUGGCCAUGCUUACGAAGCUAUCCUAACACCACAAGCUCUACAUGGUGAAUGUGUAUCGAUUGGUAUGGUUAAGGAAGCGGAAUUAUCACGUUACUUGGGUAUUCUUUCCGCUACCCAGGUUGCAAGAUUGUCGAAGAUUCUGGUCGCAUACGGCUUGCCAGUGUCCAAGGAUGAAAAAUGGUUCAGAGAACUAACACUAAACAAAAAGACCCCUCUAGAUACUUUACUGAAGAAGAUGAGUAUUGACAAGAAGAAUGAUGGUUCUAAAAAGAAGGUGGUAUUGCUUGAGACAAUUGGUAAAUGUUAUGGUAAGUCUGCCCAUGUAGUAUCUGAUGAGGAUUUGAGAUUUGUGCUAACAGAUGAAACCUUGGUUUAUCCUUUCAACAACAUCCCCAGAGAUCAGAACAAGACUGUCACCCCACCAGGUUCUAAGUCUAUCUCUAAUAGAGCGCUGGUUUUGGCUGCCCUAGGUAAAGGUACCUGUAGAAUCAAGAACUUACUGCAUUCUGAUGAUACUAAACACAUGCUGACAGCUGUUCAAGAACUAAAGGGAGCCAACAUUUCCUGGGAAGACAAUGGUGAAACUGUUGUUCUAGAGGGCCAAGGUGGUAGUACCUUGGUAGCUUGUGAAAACGAUCUUUACUUGGGUAAUGCUGGUACUGCCUCUCGUUUUUUGACAUCUGUUGCUGCACUAGUAAACUCCACUUCACAAAAAGACCAUGUUAUAUUAACAGGUAAUGCUAGAAUGCAACAACGUCCAAUCGGUCCAUUGGUUGAUUCUCUACGUAACAAUGGUAUUAAAAUCGAUUAUGUAAAAAAUGAAGGCUGUCUACCGUUGAAAGUACAUACUGACUCUGUCUUUAAAGGUGGUAGAAUUGAGCUUGCUGCAACUGUUUCAUCUCAAUAUGUUUCAUCCAUUCUAAUGUGUGCCCCAUAUGCUGAAAACCCUGUUACUUUAGCUCUUGUUGGUGGUAAACCAAUUUCAAUCUUAUAUGUUGAGAUGACUAUCAAGAUGAUGGAAAAAUUCGGUAUUAAGGUUGAAAAAUCAACUACUGAAGAAUACACUUACAUUAUUCCAAAGGGCCAUUACGUUAAUCCAGCAGAAUAUGUUAUUGAGAGUGAUGCAUCAAGCGCUACAUAUCCAUUGGCUUUCGCUGCAUUGACUGGUACUACAGUGACUGUUCCAAAUAUUGGUUCUGCUUCUCUGCAAGGUGAUGCUAGAUUUGCCACUGACGUUCUACAACCAAUGGGCUGUUCUGUUACUCAAACAGCCACAUCAACAACCGUUACUGGUCCUCCAGUUGGCCACUUGAAACCAUUAAAGCAUGUUGAUAUGGAGCCUAUGACUGACGCGUUCCUAACAGCCUGUGUUGUAGCUGCAGUAGCUCACGACAAUGACCCUACAUCGAAGAACACAACUACCAUUGAAGGUAUUGCUAACCAGAGGGUAAAGGAAUGUAACAGAAUUGAGGCAAUGUGUACACAAUUGGCUAAGUUUGGUGUAAGAACUAACGAAUUACCAGAUGGUAUUCAAGUUCAUGGCUUACAUUCUAUCAAUGACUUGAAAGUACCAAGCAUUGGUAACGAAGCUGUUGGUGUCUGUACCUAUGAUGAUCACCGUGUUGCUAUGAGUUUCUCUCUACUAGCUGGCAUGGUCAACUCAGAACAACCAAAUUCAAGUAACCCAACACCUGUCCGUAUUCUAGAAAGACACUGUACCGGUAAGACUUGGCCUGGCUGGUGGGAUGUUUUACAUACUGAGCUUGGUGCUCAACUAGAUGGUGCUGAACCACUUGAGUUGAAUUCGAUGAAGAACGCAAAGAAAAGUGUGGUAAUCAUCGGUAUGAGAGCAGCUGGUAAAACUACAAUUAGCAGAUGGUGUGCUGCAGCACUGGGCUAUAAACUUGUCGAUCUAGAUACUCUAUUUGAAGAAAGAUAUGGACAUGGAAUGAUAAAAGAUUUCGUUAGCCAACACGGCUGGGAAAAGUUCCGUGAAGAGGAAGCUAGAAUUUUCAAAGAGGUUAUUGAAAACUAUGGCGAUGCAGGUUACGUUUUUUCAAGUGGUGGCGGCUUAGUUGAAAGUUCUGAAUCUAGACGUAUAUUGAAAUCAUUUUCCAAGAGCGGUGGUUAUGUACUUCAUCUGCACAGAGAUAUCGAAGAGACUAUUAUGUUUCUUCAAAAGGAUCCUACCAGGCCUGCAUAUGUGGAAGAGAUCAGAGAAGUUUGGAAUAGAAGGGAAUCUUGGUACAAGGAUUGCUCAAACUUCUCGUUCUUCGCCCCACAUUGUAACUCUGAAGUAGAAUUCCAAAAUCUAAGGAGGGCAUUCACCAAAUUCAUUAGAACUAUCACAGGUGUAACGACUGUAGAUAUCCCUACAAGAAGAUCAGCAUUUGUUUGUUUGACAUUUGAAAAUUUGACUGAAUAUACAAAUUCAUUAAAAGCGAUUACAUACGGUUGCGAUGCUGUAGAAGUUAGAGUAGAUCACUUAUCCAAUAUGGACGAAGACUUCGUUAGUAAGCAAAUUUCUAUUCUCAGAGCUUCAACUGAUGGCCUGCCAAUUAUCUUUACUGUUAGAACCAAAAAGCAAGGUGGUAAGUUCCCUGAUGAGGACUAUGAAACCCUUCAAAAGCUACUGAUAACUGCUUUGAAGGUUGGUGUUGAUUACAUUGAUUUGGAACUAACUUUGCCAAUUGGUAUUCAAUACAAAGUUUUGAACAUGAAGAGAAAUACGAAAAUUAUUGGCUCUCACCAUGACUUUGCUAGUGCCUACCCAUGGGAUCACUCCGAAUGGGAGAACAGGUACAAUCAAGCUCUUGCCAUGGAUGUUGAUAUUGUUAAAUUUGUUGGAAUGGCCAAAAGCUUCGAAGACAAUUUAAUGUUAGAGAGAUUCAGGGACUCACAUACAACUAAACCAUUAAUUGCCAUCAAUAUGGGAGCACAUGGUCGUGUCUCUCGUGUUUUAAAUACAAUUUUGACUCCUGUGACCUCAGAACAUCUUUCAGAAGUUGCUGCUCCUGGCCAACUAACUGUUGCUGAGAUCAACCGUAUCUACACAGAAAUGGGUGGUAUCACUAAGAAGGAUUUCUUUGUUGUUGGUAGCCCAAUUGGCCAUUCUAGGUCACCUGUUCUUCACAACACUGGCUACUCAGUGUUGGGCCUACCACAUCAUUUCGAUAAAUUCGAAACUACCUCGGCUGAAGAAGUUAAGAAGCACUUACUAGAUAACAAAGCUAACCUAGGUGGUUUGGCUGUAACUAUUCCUCUAAAAUUGGACAUUAUCAAGUAUAUGGAUGAAUUAACGGAGUCUGCUAAGGUAAUUGGUGCUGUGAACACUGUCAUUCCAUUAGGUAAUUCUAAAUUCAAAGGUGACAACACUGAUUGGCUGGGCAUUCGUAACUCUCUUGUUUCAAACGGUGUUCCUGAGUCUGUCUCAGGCUUAUCUGGUUUGGUUGUUGGUGCUGGUGGUACCUCCAGAGCCGCAAUCUUUGCCCUACAUAAGCUUGGCUGCCAGAAGAUAUUCAUUGUUAAUAGGACAACCGAAAAGUUAGAAGAACUUGUGAAAUUUUUCCCUGAAGAGUACAACAUAGUUCCAAUCAAGGAAGCUGAAGAGGCAGAAGCUGUAAAUGAAACUAUCGGCGUUGCAGUGAACUGUGUACCAGCUGAUAAACCAUUAGAUGCAAAGCUAGAGAGCUUGCUGGAAAGACUACUAUUAAAAUCUUCUCACACUCAUUUUGUAUCAACUUUGGUGGAAGCUGCAUACAAGCCAAGUGUGACGCCAGUGAUGAAGCUGGCUAAGGACAAAUAUCAGUGGAGAGUUGUCCCAGGUGCCCAAAUGUUGGUUCACCAAGGUGUUGCACAGUUCGAGACCUGGAAUAACUGUAGAGCCCCAUUCAAGGCUAUCUACGAUGCAGUAACCGAGAUAUGA
This is a messenger RNA of Nakaseomyces glabratus, 4740 nucleotides long. It is a transcript of the gene ARO1, whose product is annotated as pentafunctional protein ARO1p. Gene Ontology annotation, molecular function: shikimate kinase activity; shikimate 3-dehydrogenase (NADP+) activity; 3-dehydroquinate dehydratase activity. The record is from RefSeq and is a predicted model, not a curated record. Gene Ontology annotation, cellular component: cytoplasm. NCBI's taxonomy places the organism in Eukaryota, Fungi, Ascomycota, Saccharomycetes, Saccharomycetales, Saccharomycetaceae. Gene Ontology annotation, biological process: aromatic amino acid biosynthetic process; chorismate biosynthetic process.